AUGUCUAAGCAGCUUAAAGACAGCCAAACUGAGGAUUUGAUAAAUUUCAAUGCCUAUGAUACCGAUCAUUCUACAAAAGCUCAUAAUUAGAGAUAAAAUGAUAAUCAUAAUCCAAAGGUAUUCAAAUACUAGAUCCUUGUUUUUUGUCUCUCUUAUUUUUCUUACUGCUCUAUACAUUUCCAUAGAGAAUUCUGGUCUAUGAGCAAAGUUACUAUUUAGAACGAUCCUAAUAUGGGGAAAGACCUUCCAAAAGAUGUGCUUAGUAAAUUUGAUUUCGCCUAGCUCUUAUCCUAUGCUAUUUGCAUGUAUGCUAGUGGAAUGAUUGGUGAUCGCUACAAUCAGAGAAAACUCUUAACUGUAGCCUAUCUAGGUUUAUCGUUGUGUUUCUUAUGUCAAGCAAUCGGAGGAUUCGCUCAUGUUACAAAUUAAUUCUUUUACUACUUACUCUUUAUAUUCAUUGGGCUAUUCAACUCUAUGCUUUUUCCUAAUUUUAUCUCAGUGCUCGGAAACUGGUUCACCAAAAAGCACAGAGGGCUGAUUGUGGGAAUGUGGACUACUUGCAAUAAUAUUGGCAAUAUUAUUGGUAUCUAACUAGCUUCAAUUCUCCUGGAUGCUUAUGAUGGAUAGUGGCCAUAUCUAUUUCUAACUAUUUCUGUGAUAGUAUUUCUAUUUGCUAUAUUAAUUUACUUUUUCUUUGUAAUCGAACCUUAAAAUGUUGGAUUAUACUUGAACGACUAAGAACCUGAAUACAACAAUUAACCAUUAGAUGAUAACUAAUCAAAUAACUAGCCAUUGCUCGCAAAUAAUUAAAACUAAGAGUAUAAAGCUAUCAAUGAUGUGAAUAGUAUUUUGGAAGAAGCUGAAGCAGAGAAAUCUGAAAAUCAAAUAAAUUUCUUCUAAGCUUGGAAGGUUCCAAGAGUUUUCCUAUAUGCCUCAACUUUCUUUGGACUUAAGUUUGCUGUCUAUAGCAUGCUACUUUGGUUGCAUUUAUACCUCUAAGGAGAACUUAUGUACACUAAAUAAUAAUCAGCUAAUGUUUCAACUUUCUUUGAUUUAGGUGCUAUGAUAGGUAGCAUCGUUCUCGGCUAUAUCUCAGAUAAAGCUUACAAAACAAGAUCCCCAGUGGCUUUUAUUGCUAUUUUGUUUGCUACUGGGAUAAGUUAUGUGAUAAGUUUCAAAAACUCAGAUAUGAAUAUUCAAGUCUUCACCUUUUCCAUGUUCUUCUUCGGAUUCUUUGUAAGCGGAUUGAAUAACAUCGUCUCAGGAUCAUGUGCUGCUGACAUUGGAAAAUAAUCCUAAUUACAAACACACGCAAAAAGUAAGACUACUGUUAUUGGUAUUAUCGAUGGAAGUGGAGCACUUGGCUCAGCUAUUGGGUAACUCAUCAUUGGGGAAACUCAAAAAGCGUUUGGCUAUCUUUUAGGAAUGUGGCUUGUUGUCUCAGUUGAUAUCUCUAUCACAAUUAUUCCUGUCCUUAUCAUUCUGUUAAAGGACCUUAAUCUAAUGAGAUGA
Molecule: messenger RNA, 1512 nt
Organism: Stylonychia lemnae
Lineage: Eukaryota; Ciliophora; Spirotrichea; Sporadotrichida; Oxytrichidae
Source: the annotation of a GenBank genome assembly